Molecule: messenger RNA, 1259 nt
Organism: Phytophthora nicotianae INRA-310
Lineage: Eukaryota; Oomycota; Peronosporomycetes; Peronosporales; Peronosporaceae
Product: TKL protein kinase
Exons: 3
Coding region: 159-1259 (366 amino acids)
Biological process (GO): protein phosphorylation
Molecular function (GO): ATP binding; protein kinase activity
Source: RefSeq, a predicted model, not a curated record
AAGGACACCUUCGACGAAAAUACGUUGGUUUAGAAAUAGAGACAACGAGAGCUCACCUCCAGUCUGAGUUCCUGCUCUUCGUCCCCUCCCUGCUGCUUAUUGAUUUCGUUGCAACUCAUUCAAUUCCAUACUUCGAAUCCGAAACACCAACCUAUGCCAUGGGUAGCAUGUUUUCACGCGAGCCCGUGACUGUAUCGCCACUGACGCACCACUUUCAGUCAACAACGCAAGCUGGCACCCUCGUUUACGUGGCAUUGUCCAAGAAAAAGCACCGCGUGAAUCCAAUCACAGAUUCAAGACGCCUUGAUAGCUCUACCUUCUUUGGACUCAAAGUUCCUUUCGAAGAAAUUGAGAUUGAGAGUCAAAUUGGCACUGGCACAUUUGGUGUAGUAUAUAAGGCGUUCUACAAAGGGAAACACGUAGCGCUCAAGCGACUACUAGCUCAGCGGUAUUCUGCUAAGACUGUGCAAGACUUCAAGAACGAGCUGUCAAUUCUCUCCAUCUUGCAACACCCUAACAUCGUGAUGUUUCUCGGUGCCGUGCUUGAGCCACCAACGUUGUGUCUUCUCACAGAGCUCUGUGCUGGAUCAUUGGCAGAUCUGCUUCAACUUGCACGCAGCAAGCAGCUAAAUAUCACGUGGGGGCUCACACUCGAAAUCGCACUAGACUGUGCAAAAGCCUGUGCCUACCUCCACGCGCUUAAUCCAGCUGUGCUUCACCGUGAUAUCAAGGGAGAAAAUCUAUUGAUCACGGAAGACUUUCGUUGCAAAUUGAGCGAUUUCGGUCUCUCACGCAGCCUCGACAAGAACGCCAACGCACAGACGAUGUGCGGCACGCCGCGGUGGUUAGCACCGGAGGUGUUUCGAGGCGAGGACUACUCGGAGAAGAUCGAUGUUUAUUCAUACGGUAUCGUGCUGUGGGAACUCUUCUGCUUCAAGAAGCCGUAUCUGGACAAGGAUGCCAUUAAUCUGGCUUACCUCGUUGCUCACGAGGAUCUCCGCCCCGAACUGUUGCCUCAUAUCCCAGAAAUUUUGCAUCGAAUCAUGAAGGCGUGCUGGGAUCCUGACCCGGUCCAGCGGCCGUCCUUCAGUACGGUCAUCUUCCUCAUCGAAGAGGCCAAGAAUGUCGUACCGUUAGGAUUGGCUAUCGAUCUCUCCAAAAGCUUCUCAGAGGCAACAGCAGUGCAGCGCUCAAUACCAUCAAGACCGAAGACACCGACAGUUAAAAGAAAUUAUGGACUCACGUCGGGUAUGAUUUAG